Molecule: messenger RNA, 369 nt
Organism: Daldinia vernicosa
Lineage: Eukaryota; Fungi; Ascomycota; Sordariomycetes; Xylariales; Hypoxylaceae
Exons: 2
Coding region: 1-369 (122 amino acids)
Source: RefSeq, a predicted model, not a curated record
AUGGCGCCUAAUCUUGACGCCCAAGGCAACGAGAUUAAGCAUCCGAAUGCGCAAGGAAAUAUUCUCGCUAAUGGGAAAUUUUCGUGUGGGAUCGGCAAUUGUAACGCCGAAAUGACGAACGCCCACCACAACAUCAGUUCUCAUAUAUCUAAGAAACACCGUGUUAACUCGGCGUUCCUCCAAGCGGAUGCCAUCAAUAGGCGUCGCUGCGGCAUUUGUGGUUACAGUGCCAUAAAAUUUCAUCUCCUGGUCCAUCAUGUCCGCACCAAGCAUGGCUUUCGUGGUAGCUCUAAGGUCCUUAAGGAUCAGUAUGCCACUACCCAGGUUGGCGACAAGAUCCAAAUUCCGGCCGAUCAGUGUACCGCAUAA